Mytilus trossulus (common blue mussel) is the source of this 1987-nucleotide messenger RNA. RefSeq lists its product as uncharacterized. The coding region runs from base 163 to 1539 and encodes 458 amino acids. The record is from RefSeq and is a predicted model, not a curated record. The transcript is spliced from 7 exons. Lineage: Eukaryota; Metazoa; Mollusca; Bivalvia; Mytilida; Mytilidae.
UGUUAAUAGUGACAUCAAAUGUACAAUAUGAUGACCUCUGUUAUGUAUUUAACAAUGAAACAAUGUAACCGGAAAUUGUCAUUAAUAUUAUCGGUGUGUAACUUCCCUUGAAAAAUCGCGACCCUACUUUACUUUUAUGGUAUACGCGCUAGAUUGGGAUAAAUGGAGAUAUUACGGAUUUUUGUUGGCAUUUGUGUUGUAAUCUUUUGUAAUUGCGCACAACAAUGUAAAUACGAAGAAUGCUACUCAAAGAGAGAUAAACGGCAUGUCACGUGUGUGGUUGAAGAUAUACCAGAAGAUGGGAAGAUUGUCUCCCUUGAAAUCGUAGAAGAGAAAAAGAAAAAUAAGUGUACAGAAAAUGAAAAUUAUGGAUUUACUUCAAAAUCAAUUUGGGUGUCUGACAAAUGCAGUGCAGAGUUCAAAGUCUGCUUCAUCAAAGACAUAGAUGACGACUUCUCUACUACAACUGCCAAGAUAACUAGCACAAGCGACACAAGUAAAAAAUCUACACGGUUUCCAGGAUAUUUUUCAAAAACCACACAAGGUAGGAUACCAACGAGUACAAAGUCAACUAAAGAGACUACAGAUAAAGUCAAAUAUGCAACACCUACAUACCCAACCAAUAGUACAAAUGGAAACAGAACUUCUCAAGUCGAUAAAAUUCUAACAGCUGGUAUUCUUGGAGGUGUAGUUGGUGGACUGAUAUUCCUGUUGUUAGUAUUGAUAUUGUGUGUUGUUGUCUUGAGGAGAUUUUCAUGUUUUAAGAAACGAAAAUACGAUCAACAUUAUAAUAAUAAUAAUGGACACAGGAAUGUAACCUCAACUGAUUCUCAAGUGACAACCGUAACCAAUGGUGACAAUGAAGAAUACGACACUCUCGAAAUUUAUAGCGAAGGGAGAAAUCAUCAGUAUGAUGAAUUCUCACAAGUUCGUUUUGAUCAACCACAUAAUUAUAUGACAGUAUACGAUUCGUUGACACCUCCGAAGUUACCGCCCUAUAACAACCGUCCUACUGACAUUGGGAACAAUGCACGUGUGCAUGUAAGACAAUCUCCGAUUAGUAAGAAAGACAUGAAAAUCGGAGAUUAUAUCGAUUUGACUUCAACCGAUGAUGGAUCUGAUCGAUCAAAGAUCUUUAAAGUGUCGAUUAAAAAUAAAUAUAAAAGUGAUGAAUUUUGUGAAACCAAAGAUUUAAACCUGACAAACUACGAACUUGCAAAACCAGUUCCAGAUACUACGUCAUAUGAACCCCAACAGUACGAACUUGCAAAACCAGCCGACAGUGAAAAAGAGGCUCCUAAUCGUGUAUUGAACAGUGAUAAAGCCUGUAGUGACGAUGCCUACGAUAUUUCGGGGGAAAGUAAUAACACAUGUGCUAAAAGUGAAAACAAUCUUUGUAGCCAUUCUGAAGAUUUGUACUAUGUUACACCUCAGCAAUACGGAGGGCCAAGAAUAACAGAUCAUGCUAAUUAUGAACUAUGCAGAGAAAAUAGGACUUCAGAUGAUUAUGACUUAUUUCAAAAGAAAAUAAAUGUAUAGUUCAAUAAUGAAAAACAUUUCUACAUUUUAAAACUUGACCACUGAGUGGAAAAUGGUGCUGUCGGUGCAACUUAAUAGUAUUGUCUUAGCUUACAAAUGGUUUAACUAAUAUUUAGUUUGAUGAGACUUCUUUUUUGUAUUUGCUUGUUUGUGCGCACUUGGUAUGGUUAGGUUGGUUCCCCUUCUUAAAUGUUUAGAUUUAUUUGAAAACACUUUAAUGUAAUAAACUGAGUGUACCCUGUUUUAGCUUCAUCUAUUAAAUAUUUUGCGUUAAUUCAAUACCGACAGGGAAACUUUUAAAUUAUCCAAAUAAAAGUCAAACUACAGAAAAUUUUACGACCCUUUUUAUGGAAAGUUCAAUAAAAUUACGAGCGUUCUUUGUUUACUCAGACAUAAUGUGAUUAAAAGUAAUGUCUUUAAUAAUGGUAAUAAAAAUGAUGUUGUUUUA